AUGGAUAUAGAUCCAUCGCUAUCAAGAUUCCGGAAUAAUAUUGUUACCAAACCGCAACAAAAUAAUGGUUUCAUGAAAUACAACUCAAAUAUGGCUAGCACGAAUUGCACCCAAAGUUUGCGACUGGUUGAGGUGAGAAUACCAAAUUACGUGGUUAAGGGCUCAUCAGCACUACUCGAAUGCCUUUACGACUUGGAUGGUGAGUCGCUGUACUCGGUGAAGUGGUACAAGGAUGGUAACGAGUUCUAUCGAUAUGUGCCACGAGACAUGCCACCCGCACAAACAUUUCUACUGCCAGGUGUAUCGGUGGAGCUCCAAAAUUCCAGUGAUGCCGUCGUGAUGUUGAGCAAUGUAAACAUGCAGUCCACGGGUCGUUUUCGUUGCGAAGUUUCCGGUGAAGCGCCAUCUUUCCAGACUGUCACCGAACAUGGUGAUAUGGUUGUGGUCUCUCUACCCGAUCAGGGUCCGCCCAAAAUUUCUGGUUGUCGGCCGCGCUAUACAACUGGUGACUGGGUCAGAAUAAAUUGUACAAAUGGGCGUUCAAAACCUGCUGUGGAACUCUAUUGGUAUGUUAAUGGUGAACCGGCUGAAUCACAUGCUCUGCGAAAAUAUGAUACUAUAAUUUCUGGGCGUGAUGGCUUGGAAACUACCAUUUUGGGCUUGCAAUUUCGAGUUGAGCAACAUCACUUUCAGAAUGGUGAUAUGAAAUUAAAGUGCAUUGCUGCUCUUUCAAACUUGUAUUGGCGUAGCAACGAAGAAUCCGUCGAGGGCGAUCGAUCGCAAAAAGCGCCCGCCUUAGAUUCGCACGAAACCGCCUAUGCCAGCAAUUCGCGUGCCGAUCCUGUGCAAGCCAGCAAGACGGAUUCACAUUUAGUUGCGCAUGCGCCUAGUAUGCUGUUGCUUUUGCUGGUGGCGGUGGCCGUUGCUAGCGGUUACCCUGAGCAGCUGCACAUGUGGCAGCAGCUGUCCACGCCCACACAAUGGCUGCAUGAAAAUUUCAAACAAAGGCGAAGAAUCUUCAAACAAUAUCAGCAACAUAAAAAACUACAGCAAUCAAUUGAAAAACGAAUUGCUUCAUGCAAAAGCUAUUACGUAAAUAGAUCAUCUAGAUGGCAUCUUAAGGAAAUCAAUGAAAUCGUGGAACAGCAAUUCAAAGGAGCGCACGAGCUGACAUUUUUUUUAUUUAUAUGCGGAAAUUCAUCCAGCGUUGACUACAAUAACAGCAUCCGCCUGGGUGACAUUUGCCACCAUUGCCGUCGCUCAUUUCCUACUUCUCAUUUUCGUAAAUAUUAAAGCGGCGUUGCCAAUUAAAAAAAUUAUGCACCUAAGGUAACUACGCUGGGAAGUACGGAGUGUAAACAACGAAUUGAGGUAUGCGACCGUGCUAUUGGCAAAUUUUAAGAAAAAAUUUAAAGAUGAAAAUUCAAUUAAAUUAAAAAAAAUUCGAAGGAUAAUAUUCAAAUGCGAUCGCUAAAUAGAUUGCUUUAGUUUAAAACAUUUACAUACUUAUGUUCAUUAUGUCGAAAUAAUGUGUUGUGAUUGGAAUAGGUAGUCCUAAGCAUCCUGUAAACGGCUCAUGAAGUCGUUUUUCCAAAUAAAAUAUUUUUUUUUAGUUUUUUGAAAUAAAAAAUUGUAGGAUUUCUUAGAAUAUUUAUUAAGCAAAACUGGUUUCACAAAUGGCACAAAUUUUCAUAGUUUACUUUGCGAAAAUGAGAUUUUCAAUGCGAAAAAAUAAGUUGUAUAACAAUUAUAUCGUCGUUUAAAGUGCAAAACCGCGUAUCAACAAAAUGCAAAACCGCGUAUCAGCAAAAUGCAAC
Messenger RNA from Rhagoletis zephyria (snowberry fruit fly), 1817 nucleotides. RefSeq lists its product as uncharacterized. Gene Ontology annotation, biological process: motor neuron axon guidance. The record is from RefSeq and is a predicted model, not a curated record. NCBI's taxonomy places the organism in Eukaryota, Metazoa, Arthropoda, Insecta, Diptera, Tephritidae.